AUGGGCUUUAUCAAUGGUCAUUACAAAGCACCAGAUGAAAACUCUGCUGAUUAUGAGCAGUGGAAUUGUUGUAAUGACAUGGUGACUGCCUGGUUGUUGAAUUCCUUGUCCAAAGAGAUUAAAGACAGUGUCAUUUUUUCAAAGACUGCCAAAGGACUCUGGGAUAGUCUUGAACAUAGGUUUGGAAAGUCAAAUGGAGCAAAACUUUUCCACCUGCAGAAGGAACUGAGCUUAUUAGUUCAAGGUUCUACUGAUGUCUCAAGUUACUUCACAAAGAUCAAGAGAAUAUGGGAUGAUUUGGAUUCUCUAAACUCGGAUAUAGUAUGCACUUGCAACUGCACAUGUGAUGGAAAGAGGAAGUUGUCAAAAUCAUUUAAGGAUCAGAGAUUAAUUCAAUUUUUGAUGGGUCUUAAUGAUGUCUAUGCUCAGGCAAGAGGAAACAUCGUGAUGAUGAAUCCUUUUCCUGAGAUGGAUUAUGCUUAUUCCCUCCUUUUGCAAGAUGAAAAUCAGAGAGAAAUUUAUGCCAAUACUUAG
Messenger RNA from Lycium ferocissimum, 534 nucleotides. RefSeq lists its product as uncharacterized. The transcript has a single exon. Lineage: Eukaryota; Viridiplantae; Streptophyta; Magnoliopsida; Solanales; Solanaceae. The record is from RefSeq and is a predicted model, not a curated record. Bases 1 to 534 code for a protein of 177 amino acids.